This is a messenger RNA of Orycteropus afer afer, 6162 nucleotides long. RefSeq names its product coagulation factor V (gene F5). NCBI's taxonomy places the organism in Eukaryota, Metazoa, Chordata, Mammalia, Tubulidentata, Orycteropodidae. The transcript has 26 exons. The record is from RefSeq and is a predicted model, not a curated record. The coding region runs from base 1 to 6162 and encodes 2053 amino acids. Gene Ontology annotation, molecular function: copper ion binding.
AUGUUCCCAGACUGCUCACGCUUCUGGGUCCUGGUGGUUCUGGGCGCCUGGGCAGGCUGGGGAAGCCAAAAGGCCAAAGCAGCGCAGCUAAGGCAGUUCUACGUAGCCGCUCAGGUCAUCAAUUGGAACUACCGCUUUCAGCCCACAUACCCAAGCUUGAAUAGUUCUGCAACUACCUUUAAGAAAAUUGUCUACAGAGAGUAUGAAGCAUAUUUUAAGAAAGAAAAACCACGAUCUAGUAUUUCGGGACUUCUUGGGCCUACUUUAUAUGCUGAAGUUGGAGAUACCAUGAAAGUUCACUUUAAGAAUAAAGCCGACAAGCCUUUAAGCAUCCAUCCUCAAGGGAUUAAGUACAAUAAAUUCUCAGAAGGUGCUUCUUACCAUGACCACACAUUCCCAAUGGAGAAAAUGGAUGAUGCUGUAGCUCCAGGCCAGGAAUACACCUAUGAGUGGAAAAUCAUGGAGGAUAGUGGACCCACACACAAUGACUCUCCAUGCCUCACACAUAUCUAUUACUCCUAUGCAAACCUGAUACAGGACUUCAACUCUGGGCUGGUUGGACCGCUGCUUAUCUGCAAGAAAGGCACCCUAACUGAGGAUGGGACCCAGAAGAUGUUUGACAAGCAACAUGUGCUGAUGUUUGCUGUGUUUGAUGAAAGCAAGAGCUGGAUCCCAUCAUCAUCCCUAAUGUACACAGUCAAUGGCUAUGUGAAUGGGACACUACCAGAUAUAACUGUUUGUGCCUAUGACCACAUGAGCUGGCAUCUAAUUGGAAUGAGCUCUGGACCAGAAUUGUUCUCCAUUCAUUUCAGUGGACAGGUCCUGGAGCAGAACCAUCACAAAGUCUCAGCUAUCACCCUCGUCAGUGCCACGUCCACUACUGCAAACAUGACUGUGAGCCCAGAGGGAAGAUGGACCAUAUCAUCUCUCAUCCCAAAACAUUUUCAAGCUGGGAUGCAGGCUUACAUCGACAUUAAAAGCUGCCCAAAGAAAACCAGGAGUCUUAAGAAACUAACUCGUGACCAGAGGCGGCACAUUAAGAGAUGGGAAUACUUUAUUGCUGCAGAGGAAAUCAUCUGGGACUAUGCACCUGUAAUACCAGCAAAUAUAGACAAAAAAUACAGAUCUCUGCAUUUAGAUAAUUUCUCAAACCAAAUUGGAAAACAUUAUAAAAAGGUGGUCUACAAACAGUAUCAAGAUGAAUCCUUCACCAAACGCAUGGAGGAUACCGAUGUGCAAGCUGGGAUUUUGGGCCCUAUUAUCAGAGCCCAAGUCAGAGACACACUCAAAAUUGUGUUCAAAAAUACGGCCAGCCGCCCUUACAGCAUUUACCCUCAUGGAGUGACCUUCUCACCUUAUGAAGAUGAAGUCAACUCUUCCUCCACCUCAGAGCAGAACUCCCCCAUGAUCAGAGCAGUCCAACCUGGAGAAACCUAUACUUAUAAAUGGAACAUCCUAGAGUCUGAUGAACCCACAGAAAAUGAUGCGCAGUGCCUAACAAGACCAUACUACAGUGAUGUGGACAUCACAAGGGACCUUGCCUCUGGACUGAUAGGGCUACUUCUAAUUUGUAAGAGCAGAUCCCUGGACAAGCGAGGCAUACAGAGGGCAGCAGACAUUGAGCAGCUGGCUGUGUUUGCUAUGUUUGAUGAGAACAAGAGCUGGUACAUUGAGGACAACAUCAACAAGUUUUGUGAAAAUCCUGAUGAGGUGAAACGUGAUGACCCCAGGUUUUACGAAUCAAACAUCAUGAGUACUAUCAAUGGCUAUGUACCUGAGAGUAUACACACGCUAGGAUUCUGUUUUGAUGACACUGUGCAGUGGCACUUCUGCAGUGUUGGAACCCAGAAUGACAUUUUGAUCAUUCAUUUUACCGGGCACUCAUUCAUCUAUGGAAAGAGGCACGAGGACACCCUAGCCCUCUUCCCCAUGCGUGGAGAAUCUGUGACCGUCACAAUGGAUAAUGUUGGAACUUGGAUGUUAACUACCAAAAGUUCUAGUCCAAGAAGCAAAAAAUUAAGGCUUAGAUUCAGAGAUGUUAAAUGUAUCCGGGAUGAUUAUGAAGACCAAUAUAUUAUAUAUGGACCUCCACCAUCUACAGCCAUAGACAACAGGAAAAUGAGUGAUAUUUCAGAAAAUAAAAGUGAAGAGGAUCCUGAGGAAUAUGAUUACCAGGAUUCACUGGCUUCAUCAUUAGGAAUUCGGUCAUAUAGAAAUUUAUCACUGAAUCAGAAGGAAGAUGAGUUAAAUCUUACUGCCCUGGCUCUGGAGAGCAGCUCUGAAUUCGUUUCCCUGCGUGCAGACACAGCUAUUAGUUCAAAUUCUUCUUCCUCCAGUAACAUUAGUUGGGUCAUAGAUAAUGACCUCUCAGAACCUCAGAAAACCCUUCCUCACACAGGGGCCACAAACACUAGCUUAGAUAAGACCUCAGCUCUCAACCCUUCUAUAGCAGAACAUUACAGCCCUUAUUCUGAAGACUCCACAGAGGAUCCUCUACAAUCAGAUGUUACAAAGAUAAGCUUACUUCCUCUUGGUACAGAAAGAUUCAAAAGUCAAACAAAUGCUAAACAUAAAGGAUCAAAGGCAGGAAGAGACCUAGCAACAAAGCUCAAGUUUUCUCAGAAGGAAAUACCAGCACGUAAAACUGGGAGACAUUUAAAACAAGACAGUAUUUCUCCUUCCAGAAUGGGGCCCUGGAAGAACAUUCCUAGUGAUCUGUUACUCUUAAAACAGAAGAAUCCAUCUAAGAUUUUGAAUGAGAAAUGGCAUGUCAUUUCUGAGAAAGGUAACUAUACAAUAAUCCAAGAAAUGGAUGAAGAUAUUUCUGUUAACACACUACUGAAAAGUCCCCAGAAUGACUCAAGAACUUGGGGAGAUAGUACCCGCCUUACAAAAAAGCAUGAAAGGCAGACUGGCCGCCAAAGUUUUUCUAGAGUUAGACAUCACUCUCUAAAAAUAAGACAGGAUGGAGAAAAUAGUGGAUUGAAGAAAAACCCUUUUUAUAUUAAGACCCGAAAAAAGAAAAAGAUGAUACACUAUGUUCCCAUGUCUCCCAGGGGCUUUCACCCCCUAAAAGAAGACUCCCACACCACAUUUUCAGAUGGAAGGCUUGAUGAUUCAUUGUCACUCCAAAAGUCCAAUGAAACAUCUCUUCUCACAGACCUCACCCAGACAUUGUCCUCUAUGAGUCCUGGCCUGAUAGUUUCACUUCCUGACCAUAAUCCAAACUCCCCAAACAAUGACACUGGUCAGACAAGUUCUCCUCCAGAUCUUUAUCAGAGAAUACCCACAGAGGAACACUCUCAUAUUCAAGACCCUGAUCAAAUGCACUCUACUACAGACUCCAGUCACAUAGCCUUUACUCCAGAGCUUGACCAGAUGCUCAGCUAUGACCCAAGUCAUGAGCCAUCCCCUAUUAAGAGUGGUCAAAUGUUUCCUUCCUUGGAACCUGAAGUUAGGCAGACAACCUACUCUCCAGAAAUCAGUCAACUACUCCUCUAUCAAGACCUCAUCCAGACAACUCUCUCCCCAGAUGAAUCCUCUUCAGACUUCAGUCAGACAGUCCCCUCUCUUGACCUCAGUCAGACAGCCCUUUCUCCAGAAUUUAGUCAGACAAAUGUUCCCACUGACCUCAGCCAGGAAACCCUCUCUUCAGACCUCAGCCAGAUGACCCUCUCCACAGGCCACUUUUCUUCAGAACUUGGCCAGACAGUCCUCUCUCCUGACCUCAGCCCGGAAACCCCCUCUUCAGAGCUCAGUCAGACCACCCUCUCCUCAGACCUCAGCCAGAUGCCCCUCUCUGCAGACCACUUUUCUUCAGACCUUGGCCAGGCAGUCCUCUCUCCUGACCUCAGCCAGGAAACCCUCCCUUCAGAAUUCAGUCAGAUGACCCUUUCUCCAGAAUUUAGUCAGACAUUGCCUCCUAUAGACCCUGAUCAGACAUUUUACCCUUUUGAAUCUAAUCAGUCACUGCCUCUUCCAGAAUUUGGUCAAAUUCUUCCUUCUCCAGACUUUGGUCAAACACCAUCUCCUCCACUAUCUACUACACUCAAUGACACUUUAACACCAAGGCAAUUUAAUCCAUCAGUUGUAGUGGGCCUCUCCAAAGAUGAUGGAGAUUACAUUGAAAUUGUUCCAGGGCAGGAGCUCCAGAGCAGUGAAGAAGACUCUGUUGAGAUUGAUUAUGUGCUUUAUGACGAUCCCUACCAGACUGACAUAAGAACAGACAUCAGCUCCUCCAGAAAUCCAGACAGUAUUGCAGCAUGGUACCUUCACAGCUAUAAUGGAAACAAAAAACAUUAUUACAUUGCUGCUGAAGAAAUAUCCUGGGAUUAUUCAAAAUUUGCACAAAGGUUUGGCCAUGAAAUGGAAAUGGAUAAUGAAGACGCUGAUCAUGCUCCGAAGAACACCAUAUACAAGAAAGUUAUUUUUCGAAAGUAUCUUGAUAGCACUUUUACCGAUCGUGAUCCUCAGGGGGAGUAUGAAGAACAUCUUGGGAUUCUUGGUCCUGUUAUCAGAGCUGAAGUGGGUGACGUUAUCCAAGUUCGUUUUAAAAAUUUAGCAUCCAGACCAUAUUCUCUUCAUGCUCAUGGACUUUCCUAUGAAAAGUCAUCAGAGGGAAAGAGUUAUGAUGAUGAAUCGCCUGAAUGGUUUAAGGAAGAUAAUGCUGUUCAGCCAAACAGCACUUAUACGUAUGUAUGGCAUGCCACUGAGCGAUCGGGGCCAGAAAAUCCUGGCUCACCCUGUCGGGCGUGGGCUUACUAUUCUGCAGUGAACCCGGAAAAAGACAUCCAUUCUGGCUUGAUUGGUCCCCUGCUCAUCUGCCGAAAAGGAACACUGCACAAGGAGAGCAACAGGCCUGUGGACAUGAGAGAAUUUGUCUUACUUUUUAUGGUAUUUGAUGAAAAGAAGAGCUGGUAUUAUGAAAAGAAGCCCAAAAGGUCUUGGACACUCUCACCCUCAGAAGCAGAAAACUCCCAUGAGUUUCAUGCCAUUAAUGGGAUGAUCUACCGCUUGCCAGGCCUGAUGAUGUACGAGCAAGAGUGGGUGAGACUGCACUUGCUGAACAUGGGCAGCUCCCAAGACAUUCACGUGGUUCACUUUCAUGGCCAGACCUUGCUGGAAAAUGGCACCCAACAGCACCAGUUAGGGGUCUGGCCCCUUCUGCCUGGUUCGUUUAAAACUCUUGAAAUGAAGGCAUCAAAACCUGGCUGGUGGCUCCUAGACACAGAGGUUGGAGAAAAUCAGAGAGCAGGGAUGCAAACACCGUUCCUCAUCAUCGACAGGGAAUGUAAGAUGCCAAUGGGACUAAGCACUGGCAUCAUAUCUGAUUCACAAAUCAAGGCUUCUGAGCAUCUAGUGUAUAUCACUCCCAAAGAGGUGGACAUGCAAAGGGAAGUCAUAUUGACAGGGAUCCAGACCCAAGGUGCCAAACACUACCUGAAAUCCUACUACACUACUGAGUUUAACGUGGCUUAUAGUUCUGAUCGUAGAAGCUGGCAGAUCUUCAAAGGGAACAGCACAAGAAACGUGAUGUAUUUUGUUGGCAAUUCAGAUGCCUCUACAAUAAAAGACAACCAGUUUGACCCACCUAUUGUGGCUAGAUAUGUUAGGAUAUCUCCAACUAAAUCCUAUAACAGACCUACCCUUCGAUUAGAACUGCAAGGUUGUGAGAUUAAUGGCUGCUCUACACCACUCGGUAUGGAAAGUGGAAAGAUAGAAAACAAGCAAAUCACAGCUUCCUCAUUUAAAAAGUCUUGGUGGGGAGAUUACUGGGAACCCUGGUAUGCCCGGCUCAAUGCCCAGGGCCGUGUGAACGCCUGGCAAGCCAAGGCAAACAACAACAAACAGUGGCUACAGAUUGAUCUCCUCAAAAUCAAGAAGAUAACUGCGAUUGUGACACAGGGCUGCAAGUCUCUGUCCUCUGAAAUGUUUGUGAAGAGCUAUGCUAUCCACUACAGCAACCAGGGAGUGGAAUGGAAACCUUAUAGGCAGACAUUCUUCAUGGUGGACAAGAUUUUCAAAGGAAAUACUAAUACCAAAGGACACGUGAAGAACUUUUUCAAUCCACCAAUCAUUUCCAGGUUUAUCCGCAUCAUUCCUAAAACAUGGAAUCAAAGUAUUGCACUUCGCCUGGAACUCUUUGGCUGUGAUAUUUACUAG